Molecule: messenger RNA, 599 nt
Organism: Paramecium pentaurelia
Lineage: Eukaryota; Ciliophora; Oligohymenophorea; Peniculida; Parameciidae
Source: the annotation of a GenBank genome assembly
AAUGUCAAGAUAGGCACCAUCGUCUGCAUAAAAGAAUGAUAAAAAGGCUCCUCCUCCUCCCCCUCCUUAGAAGGGCCCUAAACCUUUUAAUGCCGAAGAUUACGCUAAACCUCCACAUCUUACAAAAGAAGAGGUAUUAGAAGUCAAGUAAGCCUUUGACAUUUUUGAUAAUGAUGGAUCUGGAUCUAUCGAUCCAUAAGAAUUGAGAGAAGCUUUUGAAGCAUCAGGAAUUAAAACCUACCACAAUAAAUUUAUAUAUUAAGUAUUGGGUGAAUUAGAUACUGACAAUAGUGGAGGAAUUGAUUUUGAAGAGUUUUUGCAUCUUGCAACAGCCAAGGUUAGUGAUAAAGAUACUAGAGAGUAAAUCUAAAAAGUCUUUAAUCUUUAUGAUUGGAAUAAGGAGGGUAAUUUAUUUAUUUAUCAAAGGUCGCAUUACAUGGGAUGAAUUAAAAAGAGUAGCAUAAGAUUUGGGAGAAGAAAUGACUGAUGAAGAAAUCUAGCACAUGUUUAAGAAAGCCGAUUUAGAUGAUGAUGGCUUUGUCACCUUUGAUGAUUUCUACAAUCUAAUGACUUAAAAGGAAUACGGAAAGUAAUGAUAU